Messenger RNA from Nerophis lumbriciformis (worm pipefish), 3053 nucleotides. RefSeq names its product phosphate cytidylyltransferase 1B, choline a (gene pcyt1ba). Lineage: Eukaryota; Metazoa; Chordata; Actinopteri; Syngnathiformes; Syngnathidae. The record is from RefSeq and is a predicted model, not a curated record. Gene Ontology annotation, molecular function: choline-phosphate cytidylyltransferase activity; phosphatidylcholine binding. Gene Ontology annotation, biological process: CDP-choline pathway.
CGUUCAGUUUGUCGCAACACUUUCAAGCGAAUGUAUGGCGUUGUACAACAAUGUAUAGUUAUAAAGAAAAGCGAAUAUGUUUUUAAAAACGUAUUUUCAGACAAUGAAAGGAAUAAGCGAAAACCUAAAUGUCUAUAUUGAUGUUUUAAGAGCGUUUCCCGACUCGAGCCUCCUCUAUAGACCUUCUCAUAGGCUUGUUGUCGCUGCCCUCUGAUUGGACCAGCGGCCUCUGCCGAGAAUCAGCGAACAAUCAAAGAUUGUCUAUGCAGCCAAGAGCCACCCAACCGUCACGAUUGUAAACAUUGUGGUAUUCUCUUGUUAUGUAUUACUUCGUUUUUUUUUCUCACAGAGACGGACCUAUUCCCAAUGAUUAUAAUUAACUACUCUAAAUAAUUUACUUUGUGCCUUGUUCUAUUGCGCCUGAUGACUUGUGCGGAGUGGGCCUUCUUUGCAAGCAGGCCCUCUGUGCAGCCAGGAGCUCAGAGGCGAUGAGAGGGGAGGGCAGACAGCACAGGGGACUGGGUGGGAGCAGGAGGGAUGCGAGGGUGGAAGCAGGAGAAGAAGAAAGACAUAGUGGUGAGGAUCAUCUCUCUGAUGCUGAGUCACAUAACCAAGGGACCACAUCCCCAUGAGUCUUUGGGAAUAAUGGAGGAGCUUGAACACACUUGCCCCCAUCCUCGGACGACGCUGACCAAGCCUGCCAUCUUCGCCGCAGAGAGCAGCUGCGAUUGCCGCGCCCCUCACGAGAAGCUAACUGUCGCUCAGGCCCGCAAAGGAACCCCAGUGGACCGUCCAGUGAGAGUGUAUGCCGAUGGCAUCUUUGACCUCUUCCACUCUGGCCAUGCCCGUGCUCUCAUGCAGGCCAAGAACCUCUUCCCUAACACCUACCUCAUUGUGGGAGUGUGCAGUGAUGAUCUGACCCAUAAGUACAAAGGCUUCACGGUCAUGACAGAGAUAGAACGAUACGAAGCGCUACGACACUGCCGCUAUGUCGAUGAGGUACUCAGGGAUGCUCCUUGGACGCUCACACCCAAAUUUCUGGAGGAACACAAGAUCGAUUUUGUGGCUCAUGAUGAUAUCCCAUACUCCUCAGCAGGGAGCGAGGAUGUCUACAAACACAUCAAGGAGGCAGGGAUGUUCGUGCCUACACAACGCACGGAGGGCAUCUCCACGUCAGACAUUAUCACUAGAAUUGUCAGAGACUACGACGUCUACGCCCGGCGCAACCUCCAACGUGGCUAUACGGCCAAGGAACUCAACGUCAGCUACAUCAAUGAAAAGAAGUACCGGCUGCAGAACCAAGUGGACCGGAUGAAGGAGAAGGUUCGUAACGUUGAGGAAAAGAGCAAACAUUUUGUUUACCGUGUGGAAGAGAAGAGUCACGACCUCAUUCAGAAGUGGGAAGAGAAAUCCCGCGAGUUUAUCGGUAACUUCCUGGAGCUAUUUGGACCUGAUGGGACAUGGAAGCAGGUGUUUCAGGAGCGCAGCGGCCGAAUGCUGUCCUACGCUAUGUCUCCCAGAGAAUCCCCCUGCAGCAGCCCGCCGCGUGAACUGUCUCCCCAGCGCUCACCUUCGCCCCCGUCUCCUCCCGACCGCUGGCACAAUGCACGGCCCUCGCCGCCAACCUCCCCCAAAGGAGCGUUGGCCUCCAUCAGCAGCAUGAGUGAAGGCGACGAGGAUGACGUGGACACUCCCACAAGCUCACGUUACUCACAGAACACUGCCUGACAGCUUGCGUGCGCGCACACACACACACGCACACACACUUCCCACACACUGGAUGGAUACCAAAACACUUUACCUCAAGGAAAAUACAGUAGCCGUGGGAAUUCUGUGCAGCUGGGUUGUCGGGGUGACCCACGCAGAAUAAGGUGGAUGAUGAAGGUUCACUGUAUAACAGAAAAAUGUGCACUCGUCACAGUAGAUUGCUGAAAGAAACAUUCCUGCAGCCUUGUCAAGCCACAUACUGUUUUGUCUUUUUUUUUAGGAGAGCACUGUCUCUUUGGGAGGCCAUCUUUUUUUAAGUAGGACAGUCAUAAUAUAAACACAGCGCUAUUAAAACACUUUCAAUACUGUACAUUAUUCAGUUGACAACUAAACCGCACUAAGGCAUUUAAAUUGAAAGCAGAAGAUGACAAACAGGAAAUGAAAGGCAAAGAGGGGUUGUUGAUUGAUUGAAACUUGUACUAGAAGAUUGCACAGUACAGUACAUAUUCCGUACAAUUGAUCACUAAAUGGUAACACCCGAAUAAGUUUUCCAACUUGUUUAAGUCGGGGUCCACGUAAAACAAUCCAUAGUAAAAAAAAAAGGGGGAAAAAAAGGUGCUGCUGUGAAAUGAAGGUAAAUCCAAUUUUCUGAUUUUGGUCUUUUUGACUCAAUUGUAAUGGUUCCAUGUUACCAAUGUAUACAUGUUUUGUCUUUUAAUGACAACAAUGACAAAACUUUGUGUUUGUGUAGUUAAUUGGUAAGGCGGGCUCGGGUACACUGCAUAUAGUACCCGGAUGCUUAGCUAAACUUUCACGCUAACUUUGAGGAUUGUUUUACUUCGACCAUAAACAACAAUUUAAGCAAUAAUGUGUUGGUGAAACAGCUGUAUAAUGUUAAUAGGACAAAUUAAACAGUAGGUUUUCACCAAUAGCUGUAUAACGUUAAUAGGACACAUUAAAAAGUGCGGUUUGUUCAUGAACGCAAGAGCUUACCUGUCAAGUGUGUGCAGGAUCGGUGCUUCACACUAGAAAAUAUUCUCCUUUUAAAACCGUAAAACUAAUUCAUAAUACAACUCGCUCAUAAAUGUAAAUGUUUUGUCUUUCAUAAUACUGUAUUACCUUCGACUAAAGUUGACAGAAUACAUAACAUUUAUGUACCAGUACUUAACUCGCUGAAGCAGGCGCCGAGGCACGUGAUCACGUGACCGGGUGUUGGCGUCAAUUAGAUAGCAAAGUUACGUCAUCGUGACCCGGAUGUUGGCGUUCAUUAAUUUUAGAUGGGCAAACUUGAUGUUAUGUAUGUUUGAAUGAAGCAGACUGCAAAUAAAAACAUUUUGGCACUACUA